GGCUCUCUUGCCGAAGGGCCCGCGCAGUUCGAACGCAGGGAAGACGGAUCGCCCCGAGGGCCACGAUUCCGAGUGCGGAAGGGUUAAUGCCGGGGGAAAUUACAGAGAUAUUUCCUCAGAGGGUAAGGAAAAAAGGUUACCUUUUACAUUAGACUGAUGUAUAAUAUCAAUGGAACCUAACUUAUGGGCUUUUCAUGAUCACCACAAGGAUGAGGAAGAUGUGCUUGCAAAUGUUAUGGCAUUAAGGAGUAAGCUUAAGAAUACAGAAAGAUAUUUACAAGACUUGGGCGAAGAGCUUUACAGUACUAAUUCACAUAAUUCUGACGUCAGUAUUCAUGAUGGUGAGCUUGAGAUUUUAACGAUGGAAGAUCUUGUUGAUCCUAGUGAAUUACAAAAUUCUUCAUCUCUUACUACUGUGAAUAGAAUGUCUUGGCAUAAGAAGGAUUCACCAAGGAAACCCAGGAACAAAUCUUACUCGUUAUCUUUUGAUAAAAGCAUGGAAGAAGAAAAUGAGCUACUAAGGGACAAACUGAAUAUAGUCCGAGAAAAAAAUUCAUCUUUGACUUCCCAGAAUCACCAUCUAAUGAAUGAAAUUGAAACUAUAAACUUUGAGCUGAACCAGACAAGAGCACGAGUAGCCUUCCUUGAAUCUGCCUUGGGGACCCAUUCAGUCAGCAUUCCAAUGUUAGAAGAACAGAUAUCAAGUUUGGAAGCAGAAGUUCAAGCUCAGGAUAGCGCUCUGAAAGAGGCAGAAGAUAAAUUAGAGCAAAGCCAGAAAAUGGUCAUGGAAAAAGAGUACGCUUUGCAGAAGCUAAAGGAGGAAUAUAAGCAAAUGAAACUUGAUGUAAUUGAACGAUCUAAACAAGGAAAGAGAACUGAGCAGCAAAGAAAUGAAGCUCUGUAUAAUGCUGAGGAGCUGACAAGAACUUUUAAAAAAUACAAAGAGAAAAUAACUGAUAAAUUGGAAAAGGUUCAAGUGGAAGAACAAAUUUUAGAAAGAAAUUUAAUGGACUGUGUAAAAGAAAAGGAAAAAUUGCACGCAAAAUGUGAUAGCUAUAGAAAUGAGCUUGAAAACAUGAGGGAACAACUGAGAGAAUUAGCUGAAGAGAAUUUUACUGAAAAAGAGAACAUAAAGUGUAUAGAAGCCAAGAGUUCUGAAAUGGAAUUGCUGCUGAAACAUUCUCAGCAGACCAUCCAGAUGCUUGAAAGUAGACUUCAGGACCAAGACACAGUGCUUGAAGAGAAAAAUACCCUGAUAAAAGAAAAUGCUGAUUUAAAAGCACAAAUUGUAGAGCAAAAGGAUCAACUUAAUUUAUAUCAUCAAGAAAUUGAGAAUUCAAAAAUUGAACUGAAAACCUUAGAAAAUGUUAUUUCCCAGUUGUCCCAAAGCUCAUCAAAUGAGGUUAAGCAUUAUUCUAAUGAAGCAUCAUCUGCCAAUUGCUGUGAGUCAGCUAGAUCCCUGAUAGAAGAGCUACGACUAAAACUGAAAAUGAAAGAAGCAGGGAUUCAGAAACUUCAGGCAGAACUUAUGGCCAGUAAGAUAGGUCAAGGAUUCUUUGAAGAAAAUGAGGGACAAGGAUUGCACAGCCUAGAAACUGAACCAGUAAAACUCACUGGAAAUCAAACAGAAAGAAAAUGCCAACAAUUGGAACUUAUCAGUAAACAGUUUGAAAAGGAGAAGCAAAGAUUAAUUAGACAAUUAGAAGAGCUACAUAGUCAGCUGGAACGAUCUGAAGAGGAGAACUCUUUUUUAAAGAAUAGCAUGGCCCAAAGAACUAGUCAUUUUCAAGCACUACAAGAAGAACUAUUGGAGAAAGCUACAAAAUCUAGCAGCUUGGAAAGAGAAAUGGCAAGGAAAUCUUCUCAACUUUCAGCCCUUGAUAAACAGUUAGAAGAAAAGACAGUUGCUUAUACAAAUGCAGCUGCAAGAAAAACUGAGCUGGAACAGGAAUUAUUGGAAGCGAAUUCUCAGCUUCACAACUUGGAAAGAAGCAUCAAUGAGGAACAUGAGCACUUCUCCAUAAUGCUAGAAAAAACAAAGAUAAUUCAUCUCGAGCAACACAAAGAGAUGGAAAAGCAGGUUGAAUUACUUCAGUCUCUACUAGAGACUAAAAACCAACAAUUCCUGGAACAAGAGAACACAAUGUCCAUUUUACAGCAAGAUCUAUUAUGUAAACAACGUCAGCUGGAGUCACUGGAUCGACUGCUAAUAGAAAGCCAAGAGGAAAUGGAAAAGCAGAAAACCAAGAAGCAUGAAGCUUUAAAGACGUUACAAGGCCAACUCACUGAAGAAACCCUCAAGGUUAAACAACUACAGACGGCAUUGGAUAUCUAUAAAGAAGACCUAGCGUUAUAUUUAAAUCGUCUAGAAGAAAAUAAAAUGUUAUUUGAAAAGCAGCUGAAGAAGAAAUCUGAAGAGGUGCAACGUUUGCAGAAAGAAAUAAAGUUAAAGAAUGACAAUCUUCAGUCAACUUGUGAACAGAACUUAGUUCUACAGCAAACACUGCAGCAGCAGCAGCAGAUGUUACAUCAGGAAACCAUCAGAAAUGGUGAACUAGAAGACAGCCAAACAAAGCUCCAAAAGCAGGUAUCAAAGCUAGAGCAAGAACUUCAAAAGCAGAAGGAAAAUUUGGAAGAAGAGUUGAGAAAAACAACUGAGAAACUCCAUUUAGCUUCUGAAGAAGCUGAUUUGAAAAGACAAAAAGUAACAGAACUUACUGGGACAAUCAGGCAGAUUAAAAUAGAGAUGGAUCAGUGUAAAGAUGAGUUAAUAGACAUGGAGAAAGAAUUAGUGCACUUAAGACGUGAUGGUCAUAAUAAAGCACUAAAGCUGGGCCACUUGGAAAUGACUUUGGAGCAGAAAGUCUCAGAACUACAUAAAAAGACACACCAAGUGAAAGAGUUAGAAAACAAACUACUUGUGAGUGAGACACAGCAAAAAGAUACUGUGCAGGAAGUAGAAACUCUAGAGACUGACCUGCAGAAUGCCAAUGGGGAGCUAAAAACCGCUUUGAGACAACAGCAAGAACUUAAAGAUAUGAUACAGAAGGCUCAGAUGUCUCUGGAGGAGAAGUAUGCUGCUAUUCAGGAACUAACAGAGGAACUAAGACAGUGCAAGGAUGAACUUGAGGAUAAAAAACAAGAACUUCUUGACUUGGACAAGGCACUGAAAGAAAGAAAUUGGGAUUUGAAACAAAGAGCGGCUCAGGUUACACAGUUGGAUAUGUCCAUUCGUGAGCACAGGGGAGAAAUGGAACAAAAAAUCAUUAAGUUAGAAGGAAGUUUAGAAAAAGCAGAGCUGCAGACCAAGGAAUCUAAUAAAAAGAUUGAGAGUUUAGAAAGCAAGCUACAGCAUUCAAAAGAUGAGCUUCACGAAAAAGAGUUUAAUAUACUCCAACAAAAUCAAGAGAUAAAUCGUCUUAAAAAAGAAGCUGAAAGAAAGGAGCAAAGAAUAUCAGAUAUCGAAAAGAAGAUGAAAGAACAAGAAAAAUGCAUUGCAGAACAGUACAAAGAAAUACUUGAUUUGGGUCAGCAACUGAGGCUUGAACGUGAACAGAUGAAACACAUCCAUGUGGACCUACUGGAGAGUCGCCGUCAACAGGCUCAAGCUCAGAGAGAUGUGGAUAGAAUCUCUCUUGAACUGGAAGAAAUCAACCAUCUCACUCAUGAAAAAGAAAGUCAUGCAAAUAAUUUGGCAGAACAACUGGGGGCAUCUCAGGCACGGGAAACGCAGUUAGAAGCAAGAAUGGAAACAGAGGUUAAGAGGCUCUCUGCAGAAAUACAUUCGCUAAAGCAGUCUUAUAUAUCAGAGCAAGCAAAAUGGAAGCAAUCGAUAUCAAAAUCUCAUCAUGCUCUUGGACAACUGCAGCAGCUAAAGCAGGAGCUGGAUGAUGCUCAAAGCACUGUCUGCAAUCUACAACUACAGCUUCAGUCAAGAAAUGAGAUGAUUCAAGCAGCAAAUGAAGCUCUUCUUCUCAAAGAAUCUGAAGUAACAAGACUGCAAACUAGAAUUGCAGGUCAUGAAAGAACACAAGGCAUCAAGCAACUAUCAGACCCACAAAACCUAACUACGUGUCGGUGGUUUGAUCAAGAAGUAGACUUUGCCAAGCAUGCUCAGAUUUCCUACUCUACUCACAGAAAAUUGCGGCGUUCUACAAGCACUAAUGAUCUGAGCGUUGACGUUGCUGGGGAUGUAUUAGAUCUGAAAGAGAUAUUUACAUUAGACUCUUCAGUGGCUUGUGGGAAGCUAAAAGACGUAACUCAUGCUUCACCAAAAAGUCUAAAUGAAUCUUCCUUUGAUCCCUUGACACACAUUGUAGAUGAAGAUUCAACUUCUGACAGUAAUGAUUUCCAGACUCUUAGCAGCAUGCUAAAAUAUAUCAACAAAGAGAUGAAGAAUACUGAAAAUUCUUCCCCAUAAUAUUCACCUGCUGCAGAGGAAAAUCAAGAACAAAGAUUGUGAAGAAACAACGGGCUGGCAAGCAGUCAACAAAGGAUGGAUUUGUUGGCAUUGUGUUUAUGAGGACGUUUUAGAGAAACCAUGUAUAUAGUUGAGAUAUUUAUAGUGACUCACAAUCCCUGCCUUAUUUUUCCAGUUCUAUUUUCAUGAUUAUUGCUUUGAAGUAAUUUAUACAGUGAUGAUAUUAUUUUGUUACAUUGACUCUUAAAGAAAAAUCCAAAGGGCCUUGCUUUUUAAACAUUUUCCCAAUACUUUGAUAUUUUAACUAAACAUAUUACUGAAUUAAUAAACAAACAAUUCAAA
Molecule: messenger RNA, 4762 nt
Organism: Elgaria multicarinata webbii
Lineage: Eukaryota; Metazoa; Chordata; Lepidosauria; Squamata; Anguidae
Gene: CCDC18
Product: coiled-coil domain containing 18
Exons: 29
Coding region: 170-4420 (1416 amino acids)
Source: RefSeq, a predicted model, not a curated record